AUGGGCAUCCCCCUCCACGUCCCCAACCGCAACAGCGUCUCCUACAAAGUCGAGCACCUCAUCCAAGAAGUCAAAGACCGCUUCACCGACAACUCCAACCCCUGCGUCCUCACGCUCGGCUUCUCAAUCGAAUACCUCAUGAAAUCAACCGUGAGCAUGAUGUCGUCCGGCCCCAACAGCGUCCCCACAAUCUACAUCGCCGCCUCAGUCUACAAGGACUUCGAGCGUUUCUACAAAUGGCUGCAUGCCGCAGGGCUGAAUACCACCCGCCGCGUCAACCGCAGAAGUGUCCCCUACCACCUAAGCCCACUGGCGUCCCUAGAACCAGCAGAACUCAGCACGAACUUUAGGGCAGCUGAUGCGGCGGCCGUGGUCGUUGGACUGAGGUGGCAGAUGCAGAAUGGCCAUCCGCCUGCCACGCAGCUUGUUGAGCUUGGCGACAAGGGCAUGGCCGAGAUCCGCGCUGAGAUGUGGAAGCUGCAGCGGCAGAUGUUCAAGGUCGUCGACGUGAUGAUUCGGCUUGCGCAGGGGGCUGAGAAUGGCAAAGGACAGGAGUACAUGGAGCGGAUCUGCCCUUCGUAUCUGGGACCGGCCCUGGGGAACGCCAAUACCACGAUCCAUAACCUCUGGGUGUGCGCAGAGCAGGCAGGGCUUUCGGAGGAUUCCGUCCAGGGUCUCGAUGUCCUUUCUAUCCCGGAGACUGACGCGGAAAGCGAGGGUGAGAGCGAGAGCGACGAGGACGACGGGGCUCAAGUUCAAGCUGGAGUUGACGAGGACGGCGAUUACGAGGUUGAAGAAGACUCUGACGACGGAGGCUAUCAGGCGUUCCAGCACGCAAUCCCGAACUACAUUGCUGAGUUCGCUGGGCAUACGCUCAACCCUCUGGACGCUCAAGCUCAAGCUGAAGCCAACGCCAACCCCCUCGCAUUCGCCGCCGACGUCAACCACAACCAAAACAUCACCUCCCACCUCGACAUCCACCCUCCCAGCGCCCUCGGCCCUAACAACCCCGCAGCCGCCAACGAGCAAGUCGACGAAACCCGCUUCAACACCGUGCUCCAAACACACCUGACCCGAAUCGAGAACACGCUCCGCCCAUUCAUCGAAGCGAACCUCACCGAGGCCCUGCAGUACAUCGCGCAAAACCGCGGGAUCGAGUACCUUGAGAACAUUCUACCGUCUGGAGAAGGACAUGCGGAGGGUGACGCCCACGGCGGCUUCAUCGCCGAUGGUAUCUUGUUGAUGUAUGCAGAGUUCUCGCAUCCGGCGGAUACGACGUUUAGGGUUCUGCGCCAGCAUUUUAGGGCUUUGGGGGUCUGGCGCGAUUAG
Molecule: messenger RNA, 1329 nt
Organism: Aspergillus mulundensis
Lineage: Eukaryota; Fungi; Ascomycota; Eurotiomycetes; Eurotiales; Aspergillaceae
Exons: 1
Coding region: 1-1329 (442 amino acids)
Source: RefSeq, a predicted model, not a curated record